AUGGCGAGCGACGUGCCCAUGGCCGACGCCAGCGAGAUCCUCGUCUGGCCGUGGACCGGAAUCCUCGCAACCGAAGACGACGGCGGCGCCGCCGCCCUGGCCGCCCACGCGCGGCAGCUCCCGGACGCCGUCGCGACCACCGCGCUCGAAGAAGAAGCCCCGCCGUACCGCCAUUGCCGCGGCCACCACCACUUCCUCGUGUUGCACUUCGGGAGGUCGCUCCAAGGACUCCGCGCCGCCGCCUCGAUCGCCGGUCUCUUCCCCGGCGCCGGGAGGACGGAAUGGCGGCGCCGCGAGAGCAGCGGCCCGGUGUACGGCUGGGCGGCGGUGGAGGAGGACCUGCGCGGGGAGGACGCCGUCGGGAUGUUCCUGAGAGCGACCGGCGCGAGGGGCGCUGCCGCGGACGCCAUUGCCGGCGAGCUCGAGAGCGCGGCGGAGCAGGAGACGCGCCGCCUCCGCCACGAGCUCGCAGAGCUGAGAGCCAUAGCUGACAAGGUCAUACCGGAGAUGAACCGUGAUUUGGAGGAUGAAAAUGAGAAGCUCAAGGCGGAAUUGGACGCGGCGAGCAGAGAGAUCGAGUUGAAGAUGGAGAAGAUUGCACAGCUGGAGAAUCUAGACAAGGACAAUGGCCCUACACAGGGUGCUUCAGAGAUCAACACACUGGACCUGGCAGCAGGUGGAGAGUGCAAGGUGGAUGACCAUGCUCUGAUGCUGCAUGAAAAUCACAAGGUUUCUUCUUCUCUUUCAUAUGACAAUCAAUAA
Molecule: messenger RNA, 762 nt
Organism: Brachypodium distachyon (stiff brome)
Lineage: Eukaryota; Viridiplantae; Streptophyta; Magnoliopsida; Poales; Poaceae
Exons: 3
Coding region: 1-762 (253 amino acids)
Biological process (GO): gene silencing by siRNA-directed DNA methylation
Source: RefSeq, a predicted model, not a curated record